Messenger RNA from Exserohilum turcica Et28A, 531 nucleotides. RefSeq lists its product as uncharacterized. Gene Ontology annotation, cellular component: trans-Golgi network. The transcript has 3 exons. Bases 1 to 531 code for a protein of 176 amino acids. The record is from RefSeq and is a predicted model, not a curated record. Lineage: Eukaryota; Fungi; Ascomycota; Dothideomycetes; Pleosporales; Pleosporaceae.
AUGAACCCGCACAUUUCAGUCUCCUCCUACCCGCCGCCUACUUGUACGCCCGACGACCGCCGACUGUCCUAUCCCGACAACAUGUCGACUUCCUCCUCCAACUCGUCCGUCAGCGACAAGGACAUGGCUACCGACCCCACCCUCCAACCGCGGCCCCGUCUCGGCAGCAGGAAGUCGAGUGGCACCAUUAUAAUACCCCGCGACAGCCCCAAUGUCGAGAUGAAGGAGGAGGAGGAGGAGUACGACGACGGCGAUGCCAGGACCAUGAGCCCUCGCCGGAGUAGUGAGGAAAUCGAGAAGAUGGGCCAGGACGCUCGCCAGGCUUUGAUAGAACAAGCCAAAGCGCUCCAAGCUAGCCUUAUGGAAAUCGUUGACCGCGUCGAAGUCGUCAAGAACGAACACGAGAAGCUCGAGGGCGGCAAUAGGUUUCUGCAGUCAUAUAUCGGCGAGCUCAUGCAAACAAGCAAGCUCACGUCGGCCGGCGCUGGCAAGUCGACAAAGGUCAAGGGCAAAGGCAAAAGCAUCAAAUAA